Messenger RNA from Stegastes partitus (bicolor damselfish), 3250 nucleotides. RefSeq names its product ST6 (alpha-N-acetyl-neuraminyl-2,3-beta-galactosyl-1,3)-N-acetylgalactosaminide alpha-2,6-sialyltransferase 6 (gene st6galnac6). Gene Ontology annotation, molecular function: alpha-N-acetylgalactosaminide alpha-2,6-sialyltransferase activity. Gene Ontology annotation, biological process: ganglioside biosynthetic process; oligosaccharide metabolic process. The transcript is spliced from 6 exons. The record is from RefSeq and is a predicted model, not a curated record. Bases 141 to 1064 code for a protein of 307 amino acids. Lineage: Eukaryota; Metazoa; Chordata; Actinopteri; Pomacentridae.
ACGCGGCGUGACGUCAGCGAGUGGUGCAGGAAGAUGGGAGACGACAGACAUGAGGGAGACAUCCGAGAGAGAACACAAACACAAUGACAAGGUAUGAUGACAGACUGCCGCAGCUCGUGGGUUGGCACUGAUCAGAAAGCAUGGGGCUCCGGCUCAGUGGCAAGGGACAGCAGAGCCACAGGAUGGUGAUCUUCGCCGCCAUCUUCAUCCUGAUGACACUCCUCAUCCUGUACGGCUCCAACAACGCCAACGAGGCCGUCUACACUCCCUUCCACGUGGCUACAAAUCACGCCAUCAAGACUACAGACCUGAAGAAAUGGUCCGGGAGAGACGGUUAUGUACCAUUUUAUGGGAACAAGACUUUGAACCUGCACUGUCACAACUGUGCUCUGGUGACGAGCUCCAGCCACGUCCUGGGUACUCGAGCGGGAGAUGAGAUCGACCGUACCGAGUGUGUUAUUCGCAUGAAUGACGCCCCCACGUUGGGAUACGAGUCGGAUGUUGGGAACCGGACGACUCUGAGGGUCGUAGCCCACUCCAGUGUGUUCAGGGUGGUCCGAAGGCCCAACGAGUUCCUACACCGCACAGACAGCAACCCUGUGAUCAUCUUCUGGGGACCCCCGAACAAGAUUGGGAAGGAGGCCAAAGGAACCUUAUACAGGUUGAUCCAGAGAGUCAGCAUGACAUACAGCAACGUGUCUUGUUUCAGUGUCACGCCGAGCAAGAUGCGCAGAUUUGACAGUCUGUUUCACAGAGAAACAGGACGAGACAGGCAAAAAUCUCACUCGUGGUUGAGCACAGGCUGGUUUACGAUGGUCAUAGCCAUCGAGAUAUGUGACAACAUCAAAGUAUAUGGGAUGGUUCAACCCAAUCACUGCGGAAAACCUGGAUCCAAGAAGAUGCCGUACCACUACUACAAACCCAGGGGAUCUGAUGAAUGUGUGACAUACAUACAGAACGAGAGCGGCCGGAGAGGAAACCACCAUCGCUUUAUCACAGAGAAACAGGUGUUUGCACGCUGGGCAAAGCAGUACAACAUCACCUUCACUCAUCCAAAGUGGUGAAAAGACGGAUCUCUGCACUCACAGGAGCCUGCGUGAGCACGAUGAGCUGGAUUUCACUGCAACUUCCCCAAAUGUGAAGCCUCGCGAUGAAUGGCGGCUAUUUUCAGGAAUUGCCACGGGGGCAACAGAAGCAUUUGGAAAAACCUAAAAUUGGACCUAAUCGCUAUGGAAUCAUAUACGAAUGUUUUCUGUUGCAGAAACUCACUUUCGUAAGGUUUCUGAAGCACUGCGUCUACUCCACAUUGAGUUGUGGGAGUAAUCUGACAAGUGAUUUUUGUAAAUAGAAAAUGAAUUUAAAAAUGAUUUUUUUACAUGUUUAUAAUAUUUUUGUUAUGUGCUGAAAAUAUAGUUCUGUUUCCCAUGUUGAGGAGGGGUUACAUCAGCAAGCACCUCUAAAUAAGUGGCCUACAAAACAGACUCGAAAUAGCUCUUAUCUGUCCAUUACACAAGAGAUCAUGUUCUGCAGACAGAGCAGCCAGAGCCAGCAACCCACUAAUUCAAUCUAUAAACAAUCUACUGUAUGUUGGGGCCUUAUGAUACAGUAACAUGAGCAGUUCCUGAACCAGUACCAAAACAAUAUUUUUUCAAUAACAUAACUCGAAGACUAUAUAUAUAUAAAACUCUAUUAUAAUUCUGCAUAUAUUUUCAUUUAAUGUUUAAGCUGCAUGUUUUAUGUCUUAGCACAAAUCAGCCAGACAGUAACUAAACAUAAGUCUGAACUGUGAUUUAAAUCAGGAAACAGUGGAUUCAGUGCCAGCUUUUAGUCUCAUACAUUUUUUUUUUUUUAACUUGGUGCUGCAUACAUAUUCAGAAUAGUACUUAAAUGUUUUGGCAAAGUCAAGCUCUGGUUAAAAGAUGUCAGAUGAACUGUUUAAGCGAUCUGUGUUACUCAACAGUAACAAAACAGAACAUCAUUAUUGGACAUGUUGAGUUUGCAUAAAUUAUACAGCACCAAAUUAAUGGCAGAAACACUGUCACAUUAUGCAGAGUUCUUUGAUUAUUUUAAGUCUGUUCGUCUCAAACAUAGAGAUAUAAUUAAGAUACUACUACAGCAUUGUAAGAAGAACAUUUUACCUUCACUCCUUUUACCUCAGUGGCACUGCAGUGCAUGCAGCCUAAUUUCAAAUCGCCCCCAGAAUGCUUCCUGGUCGGGCUGUGCAUCAGUAUGGAAUUGCACGAAUUCAGAGUAAGAAGCAAAGAAGGGUGCAAUAACUUCAAACUGUGUUGCCUUUUGCUAGUAGAUAGUCUGCAAACAUACUUUUUUGGCAACAUUCGUGCUCAGGAAAGGCUCUCAUCACUGUGCACGAAAUGUGCUUCAGUCUAGUUAUGAUCGGAAGCCUGCGCUGUUUGGUUAUUGAAAAUAAUUGGUCAAUAACAAAAAGAAAGAAAAUACAAUUACUAUAUGAAGCUUAAAUUGCCUGCUAUUGUGGUAACAGCCUGAAACACAGAUUUUUAUAUGAAGCAAACUUAGGAACACAUUCAGCAUCUGCAACACAGAAGGAGGUGUAUUAAACUACAAUCUUAUGGAUAUACAGUAGGCUCAAAACAAAAACUAACUGAAUAUAACUUUCAUGAAGGUAGGAUUUCCUGCAGGAGAUUGUUCUAUUAGACUGCAUUAGUUAUCACCUGCUACACCUCACGUUAAGCCCACAGAUAACCCAAAAGUUACCACCAUAGGCUCCUUUAAACCUUCUGAACCACAAGCGGUGUCUGGUAGUUUUUUGAUUCCUUCACAUUUGUCCUCACUGUGGGCUCAUUUUUCACUGCAGUGUUACAUCCUGCACUUCUAUGAAAACAAGGUUAGACUCAAAAAAGAAAACACAAAAAUGAACAUGUACAACGUUUAUACAGAUCAGCCCAGGUGUUACCAAUAGCGGAACAACAUUGGUGUUGUGCAUGUGAUGGAUAUUUUGCUUUUUAGAUGUUUUAUUUGUUAGCAUACUUGCACUUCAGCCAAAAAGUCCCUGAAUUCUGUCACAUGACUGUUGGUCACAGCUGAGUCGGUACUGGUUUAAUGCUGUGCUGAGAAGCUCAGAAUUUUUUUUUUUUUUUACAGAAUCCAGUUUGAGCAAAAUGUCAUAUCUGUCAAACCUGGCUGAGCUUUGAGGUUCAGAGGGUUAACGUCAGAAACUGAAAUGUUAAUAUAAAGGGUAGAUAUGUGCAGCAUGCAUGGGAAUUGGAAUGUG